AAUAGGUCCCUGAAGAGGGACAUUUUGGGAGCAGAGGGCGGUGAGGCACUCCCCUCCCACCCGCAUCCCCCCCCAGGGGCCCAAGAAAGGCAAAGCCCCCGCGCCAGCUGGCAGGAAGGGGGGCUAUAAAGGGCGCAGAGGCAGACAGGAGGUUGCUGACUCCCCAGGUGGCUCCCGCUCUCCCGUGCCCCACACGGACGGUUCUCCUCGGUCCAGUCACUCGCACACACCACCACCAUGGAGGCCAUUAAGAAGAAGAUGCAGAUGUUGAAGCUGGACAAGGAGAACGCCUUGGACCGGGCGGAGCAGGCCGAGGCCGAACAGAAGCAAGCCGAAGAGAGGAGCAAGCAGCUGGAAGAUGAACUGGCCGCCAUGCAGAAGAAGCUGAAGGGGACAGAGGACGAACUGGACAAAUAUUCUGAGGCUCUCAAAGAUGCACAGGAGAAGCUCGAGUUGGCUGAGAAGAAGGCUGCAGAUACCUCAUACUUUGGCCCUAAGGCUCUGGGGCUUAUUCUUGAGGACCGUGGUUGA
Gekko japonicus is the source of this 531-nucleotide messenger RNA. RefSeq names its product tropomyosin alpha-3 chain-like. The record is from RefSeq and is a predicted model, not a curated record. Gene Ontology annotation, cellular component: actin filament. Gene Ontology annotation, molecular function: actin filament binding. NCBI's taxonomy places the organism in Eukaryota, Metazoa, Chordata, Lepidosauria, Squamata, Gekkonidae. The transcript is spliced from 3 exons. Gene Ontology annotation, biological process: muscle contraction; actin filament organization. Bases 238 to 531 code for a protein of 97 amino acids.